Messenger RNA from Fusarium sp. VM40, 1023 nucleotides. The record is from the annotation of a GenBank genome assembly. NCBI's taxonomy places the organism in Eukaryota, Fungi, Ascomycota, Sordariomycetes, Hypocreales, Nectriaceae.
AUGUCUUUCUGGAUCGAUACAGAGGACUGGCACACAGCCGGCGAACCCUUCCGCAUUGUUGCCACCCUUCCAGAAAACCACCUGCCCAACGAACAAACAGUUGCCCAGCGCCGUCACGCAGUCAUAAACACUCCUAACCACUCACUCGAUCAGCUACGCCAGUCACUCUGUCAUGAACCCCGUGGACAUGCAGAUAUGUAUGGCGGCUUCAUUACACCGCCCAAUGACCCCGGCGCUCAUUUCGGGGUUUUGUUCUGGCACAAGGAUGGCUUCUCGACGGCGUGUGGGCAUGGGACUAUAGCGCUUGGCUACUGGGCCGUUACUAAGGGAAUUGUUGAGGUACCUGAGGAUGGUAGCGUUGAUGUGGUUAUUGAUGUUCCCUCAGGGCGAGUUGUAGCCAAGAUUACUGUUGCGAAGGGGAGGCCAGUGCAUGGUGACUUUAUCAACGUCAAGAGUUAUCAGAUCGCCAAGGAUGUGUCUGUUUCUCUUCCUUCGCGAAAUAUUGAGAUUAAGGUUGAUUUGGCUUUCGGUGGAGCUGUCUACGCUGCCAUUAACGCAUCUCAGCUGGGUCUCGUCGUUGAGCCGAGUCAGUACAUUGAGUUUAUCAAUCUCGGACGGGAGAUCAAAAGCUCCCUCGGCAAAAGAGCACACUACGGGGAAUACGACCUAUACGGAGCUAUCUUCUUCAACGACGAAGGAACUGGAGAAGGCGGCGAAAUCCGACAACGGAACGUCACUGUCUUUGCAGAUGGCCAGAUCGAUCGCUCACCAUGUGGCUCAGGCACGGCGUCAAGGGUAGCAGUUCUUCUGGCGGAGGGAAGACUGGGGGCUGGGAAGUCGAAGUUGCUGCAUCGAUCUAUUAUUGAUACUGUUUUUGAAGCAGAUAUUGUCUCUGAGGAGGAUAGCCCUGUCGAGUUCCCGGCCUGUAUACCGAGGGUUAGAGGAACCGCGAAUUUGGUGGGAAAGAUGAGUUUCUUCAUUGAUCCCUCUGACACCGUCUUUCCAGGAUUUCUUCUACGGUAG